This is a messenger RNA of Rotaria sordida, 1464 nucleotides long. The record is from the annotation of a GenBank genome assembly. Lineage: Eukaryota; Metazoa; Rotifera; Eurotatoria; Philodinida; Philodinidae.
AUGCAACUGAUAUUCAUUUUUCUUUUUUUUGUUAAUUUAAUCAAUAUAUUGUAUGCGCUUGUCUGUCCUAUUUAUCGAUCAUAUCAAAGAAAUUUUAUAGAAGAAGAUUGUCAUAGAAAUUGUAAAUUUUAUGAUGUAUUAGAAAAACAACAUGCAUGUAUUGGUGUUUAUUAUAAUUAUUCAGGAAAUAUAUCUAUUAAACAAUUAGGUAUUAUACCUAGUGAUGAACAAUGUUUAAUAUCUAAACAAUGUAUACUUGAUAUUGAUCCAUUAAAUUCUCAAUCAUCAUCAUGUUGUUGUUCAACAGAUAAUUGUACACUUAAUUGGCAAAGUAUAUCAACAACAACAACAAUAACAACGACAUAUCGUUCAAUUUUAAUAAACAAUACAACAAAAAUUAAAAAUUUAAUUAUAAUAGAUCAAGAUUAUUUUUCAUGGAAAUUAUUUUUAAUAAUAUUUAUUUUAAUAAUGAUUAUUAUUUUAAUUACAUUUACAUUUGGUUUAUGGAAAUCAUUAAGAAAUAAAUAUAAUAAUAUUAAUAAUAAUAAUAAAAAUAAUAAAUCAUUAUUAUCAACUUCAAUAGAACAAUUAUUUUUUUCUCUACAAGAAAUUAAUAUAGGCAAAAAUAGUAUUGUUUAUAAAGGUCUUUUAAAUCAUGAUAUUGUUGCUGUUAAAAUUUAUAAACAAAUAAAUAUAUUAAUAUGGAAAAAUGAAGUUACACUAUUGAAAUCUAUUAAACAUGAAUCAAUUAUUAAGAUUCUAUCUGAAGGUCAAUAUAAUUCACAUUUAUAUCUUAUAUUACCCUUUUAUGAAAAUGGUACACUUCAAUCAUAUUUACUUACACCUAAUAGAAAAUUAUCUAUUAAUCAAUGUUUAAUAUUUUUUCGUUCACUUGCAUCAGCAAUAUCUUAUUUACAUAUGGGACGAAAUAAUAAUACAAAUAUGUCGAUUGUUCAUCGUGAUAUAAAAUCAUCAAAUAUACUCAUUGAUAAAAAUGAAUUAAAUUUAUACUUAACAGAUUUUGGUGUUGCUCUUGUUCUUCCUCAAAUAUUAACUGAAAAAGAUUUUGUACAAAUUGGUACUAUACGUUAUAUGGCACCUGAAUUACUUGAAGGUGUUAUUACACAUACACAUGAAGCUUUAUGUAGUGUAGAUAUAUAUGCAUUAGCAUUAGUCAUGUGGGAAAUUAUAACACAAUGUGAUGUUUAUCCAACGACAGUUUAUCGUCCACCAUAUGAAGAAUAUAGAACAAAUAAUUCUGAUGGAUCUUCUUUUGCAACUGAAAUAUAUGAUAUUGUUGUUGUUCGUCGAUUACGACCUACUCUUAUUCGACAAAUAAAAGAUAAUCAACAUGCUCUAAUUAUUCGUGAAUUAUGUUCAUUAAUUGAUGCAUGUUGGAUAACAGAUUCUGAUAUACGUAUGAAUGCACAAACACUUGCUUUCAAACUUAAUCAAUUGAUGUAA